Messenger RNA from Ostrea edulis (European flat oyster), 705 nucleotides. RefSeq lists its product as uncharacterized. Lineage: Eukaryota; Metazoa; Mollusca; Bivalvia; Ostreida; Ostreidae. The coding region runs from base 11 to 415 and encodes 134 amino acids. The transcript has 2 exons. The record is from RefSeq and is a predicted model, not a curated record.
ACUUCCCAGUAUGGCGUUUUACAAAACAUGCAUAGCUGUUGUGUUUACCAUUAUGGUUGCCUUUGAAGGAAUUGAUUUACCAAUGUCCGUUAAUGCAUCAACAACGACGGAGAUCACAGAUCCUGCAAGCACAACAACAUCUGCAGCAACCACUUCAACGACAACAUCCGGGACAGUCCAAUCAAGCACAACAACGUCUGCAACAACCACUUCAACGACAAUAUCCGGGACAGUCCAAUCAAGCACAACCGCAUUGCCAGUAAACAAUCCAACAUCAACAACAUCCGGGACAGUUCAAUCGACCACGCCCUCUAAUUCCACUGGUUCCCAGUACUCCUUCGCUGUGACACAAACUUACAAUCCUCUCAUCUUACUGCUAUCUGCCACAGUCACUCUGAGGCAACAGUUUGUAUGAUUAGACUCGGGAACAUUUGAAAGCGAUGUCUUUAACAUGAGUGUCAAAGAAACCUUCUGUGACGUCACAAAACCGAGAAGGUAUUCGAGUCUUCCUCUGUAUGCCAGUGGUUAAAACUAGGGCUUACCGUCCGAACAUUCGUGUGAUUAUACAUUUAUUUAAAUCAGGGAUGUUAGUAUCAAAUGACAGCUGUCAUUUACAUAUACUCUAGAAAUAUUAUAUAUAAAAUUAUAUAGGUCGCUUGGGAGCACUUAUUUAAGCUGUUUUUAUUAAAUUGAAAGAAAUUGUGA